AUGUAUGGAAGUGCAAGAACAAUCACCAAUCUGGAAGGUAGCCCUUCCAGAUCUCCUCGUUUGCCAAGGUCUCCUCGUUUGGGCCACCGAAGAACAAGUAGUGGGGGAGGUGGAGGAACAGGCAAGACUCUGUCCAUGGAGAAUAUCCAGUCCCUUAAUGCAGCCUAUGCUACGUCUGGACCCAUGUAUCUGAGUGAUCAUGAGGGAGUGGCUUCAACAACUUACCCAAAGGGCACCAUGACUCUGGGAAGGGCCACAAAUCGAGCUGUAUAUGGAGGCCGAGUCACAGCUAUGGGGAGUAGUCCCAAUAUUGCCUCUGCUGGACUUUCCCACACAGAUGUCCUUUCAUACACGGAUCAACAUGGCGGUCUGACCAGCUCAUCCCAUCAUCACCACCACCAGGUCCCCUCCAUGUUGAGGCAGGUAAGGGAUAGCACAAUGUUGGACCUUCAAGCCCAGCUCAAGGAACUUCAGAGAGAGAAUGACCUCCUCCGGAAAGAGUUAGACAUCAAGGACAGCAAGUUGGGGUCUUCCAUGAACAGUAUUAAGACUUUCUGGAGUCCUGAGCUCAAGAAGGAGAGAGUCUUGAGGAAAGAAGAGGCAGCCCGGAUGUCUGUCCUCAAGGAGCAGAUGAGGGUUUCCCAUGAAGAAAAUCAGCACCUGCAGUUGACAAUCCAGGCCCUUCAGGAUGAGCUGCGAACCCAGAGAGACCUCAACCACCUCCUGCAGCAAGAGAGUGGCAACCGAGGAGCAGAGCACUUUACCAUCGAACUGACGGAGGAGAACUUCCGGCGGCUCCAAGCUGAGCAUGACAGACAGGCUAAGGAACUGUUCCUAUUGAGGAAGACCUUGGAGGAAAUGGAGCUGAGAAUCGAAACACAGAAACAGACCCUCAAUGCCCGAGAUGAGUCGAUUAAAAAGCUUCUUGAGAUGUUGCAAAGUAAAGGUUUGCCGUCCAAAAGUCUUGAGGAUGACAAUGAACGGACACGUAGGAUGGCAGAGGCUGAGUCUCAAGUCAGCCACUUGGAAGUGAUUUUAGACCAGAAAGAGAAGGAAAACAUACAUCUUAGAGAGGAAUUACACCGAAGAAGCCAACUUCAGCCAGAGCCAGCCAAGACGAAGGCUCUCCAGACUGUCAUUGAAAUGAAGGACACAAAAAUCGCUUCAUUGGAGCGAAACAUAAGGGAUCUUGAGGAUGAGAUCCAGAUGUUAAAAGCCAAUGGUGUGCUGAACACUGAGGACCGCGAAGAAGAGAUAAAACAAAUAGAGGUUUACAAAAGUCACUCCAAGUUUAUGAAAACCAAGAUUGAUCAGCUGAAGCAGGAGCUUUCAAAGAAGGAGUCAGAACUUCUUGCCUUACAAACAAAGCUUGAAACUCUUAGCAAUCAGAAUUCAGAUUGCAAGCAACACAUUGAAGUGCUUAAAGAGUCGCUUACUGCCAAAGAACAGAGGGCUGCCAUCCUUCAGACCGAGGUAGAUGCACUGAGAUUACGACUAGAAGAGAAAGAAUCUUUUCUCAAUAAAAAAACAAAACAGCUGCAGGACCUCACAGAAGAGAAGGGGACACUGGCUGGAGAGAUUCGAGACAUGAAGGAUAUGUUAGAAGUGAAGGAAAGGAAAAUCAAUGUUCUUCAGAAAAAGAUUGAAAACUUGCAAGAACAACUUAAGGAUAAAGACAAGCAACUGACCAAUCUGAAAGACAGAGUCAAGUCCUUGCAGACUGAUUCCAGUAAUACGGAUACUGCACUGGCGACGCUUGAGGAGGCUUUGUCAGAGAAGGAAAGAAUAAUUGAGCGUUUGAAAGAACAACGGGAGAGAGAUGAUCGGGAAAGACUUGAAGAGAUAGAAUCAUUCCGAAAAGAGAAUAAAGACCUGAAAGAGAAGGUCAACGCUUUACAAGCUGAACUGACUGAAAAAGAGUCUAGUUUAAUUGACCUCAAGGAACAUGCAUCUUCAUUAGCCUCAGCGGGGCUGAAAAGGGACUCCAAAUUAAAAUCUCUAGAAAUAGCCAUUGAACAAAAGAAAGAAGAAUGUAACAAAUUGGAAGCACAGUUAAAAAAGGCUCAUAAUAUUGAAGAUGACUCCAGGAUGAACCCGGAAUUUGCAGACCGAAUAAAACAGCUUGAUAAAGAGGCAUCUUAUUACCGUGAUGAGUGUGGCAAGGCCCAAGCAGAAGUCGACCGGUUGCUGGAGAUCCUCAAGGAGGUGGAGAAUGAAAAGAACGACAAGGACAAGAAAAUUGCAGAACUUGAGAGGCAUAUGAAGGAUCAGAAUAAGAAGGUGGCCAACCUCAAGCACAAUCAACAGUUGGAAAAAAAGAAGAAUGCCCAGUUACUGGAAGAAGUCCGCAGGCGAGAGGAUAGCAUGGCUGACAACUCUCAGCAUUUGCAGAUAGAGGAACUGAUGAAUGCACUGGAGAAGACCAGACAGGAACUGGACGCCACCAAGGCUCGCCUUGCCUCCACGCAGCAGUCUCUGGCUGAAAAAGAAGCACACUUGGCCAACCUCCGGAUAGAGCGGAGAAAACAGCUGGAGGAGAUCCUGGAGAUGAAAAUAUCCUUCCUGCCACUUGCCUGUGGACUUACUGCUGAUCCUUGGGACCUGGAUUGUUAGGCUUGCCUGUGGGAGGCCUCGUUUAGACCUGCCAUGUGCUCUCCCCUUGUCAACAUUUGCC
Lagenorhynchus albirostris (white-beaked dolphin) is the source of this 2674-nucleotide messenger RNA. RefSeq names its product ELKS/RAB6-interacting/CAST family member 2 (gene ERC2). Gene Ontology annotation, cellular component: cytoskeleton of presynaptic active zone. Gene Ontology annotation, biological process: maintenance of presynaptic active zone structure; neuromuscular synaptic transmission; regulation of synaptic plasticity. The record is from RefSeq and is a predicted model, not a curated record. Gene Ontology annotation, molecular function: structural constituent of presynaptic active zone. Lineage: Eukaryota; Metazoa; Chordata; Mammalia; Artiodactyla; Delphinidae. The transcript is spliced from 13 exons. The coding region runs from base 1 to 2613 and encodes 870 amino acids.